Messenger RNA from Gossypium raimondii (Peruvian cotton), 1795 nucleotides. Its product is annotated as tubulin beta-7 chain. Gene Ontology annotation, biological process: microtubule cytoskeleton organization; mitotic cell cycle. Gene Ontology annotation, molecular function: structural constituent of cytoskeleton; GTP binding; GTPase activity. Lineage: Eukaryota; Viridiplantae; Streptophyta; Magnoliopsida; Malvales; Malvaceae. Bases 100 to 1434 code for a protein of 444 amino acids. The record is from RefSeq and is a predicted model, not a curated record. The transcript has 3 exons. Gene Ontology annotation, cellular component: microtubule; cytoplasm.
AAACCCCACACACCCGUCAAAUUCUUUGUUCAUUGCUCUCUCUUUUCUUUGUUUUCAGUUCUUAAUACUUUGUUUGAUUUCAUCAAAAAAAAUCCCAUCAUGAGAGAAAUCCUCCACGUUCAAGCCGGUCAGUGUGGAAACCAAAUCGGAGGCAAAUUCUGGGAAGUUGUUAGCGACGAACAUGGAAUUGAUCCCAAAGGGAACUACGUCGGUACUUCUCGUGUUCAGCUUGAGAGGGUUAAUGUUUACUACAACGAAGCUAGUGGUGGUCGUUACGUACCCAGAGCUGUUUUAAUGGACCUUGAACCAGGAACCAUGGAUAGCUUGCGUACUGGUCCGCACGGACAACUUUUUAGACCUGAUAACUUCAUUUUUGGUCAAAAUGGAGCUGGGAAUAACUGGGCUAAGGGUCAUUACACUGAAGGAGCUGAAUUGAUUGAUUCGGUUCUUGAUGUUGUUCGUAAAGAAGCUGAGAAUUGUGAUUGCUUACAAGGCUUCCAGAUUUGUCAUUCUUUGGGAGGUGGAACUGGUUCGGGGAUGGGGACACUGUUGAUAUCAAAGAUCAAGGAAGAAUACCCUGAUCGGAUGAUGCUGACUUUCUCGGUUUUUCCGUCGCCUAAAGUGUCUGAUACGGUGGUUGAGCCCUAUAAUGCGACUUUAUCAGUGCACCAGCUUGUGGAAAAUGGUGAUGAAUGCAUGGUGCUUGAUAAUGAAGCUCUCUAUGAUAUCUGUUUUAGAACUCUCAAGCUCACUAAUCCCAGCUUUGGUGAUUUGAAUCAUUUGAUUUCAACAACUAUGAGUGGAGCUACAUGCUGCCUUCGUUUCCCAGGCCAACUCAACUCCGAUCUCCGAAAACUAGCUGUAAACUUGAUCCCAUUCCCACGCCUGCAUUUUUUCAUGGUUGGUUUUGCACCCUUGACAUCCCGUAGCUCGCAACAGUACCGAGCCUUAACGAUCCCCGAGCUAACUCAACAAAUGUGGGAUGCUAGAAACAUGAUGUGUGCCGCUGAUCCCCGCCACGGAAGGUACUUGACGGCGUCAGCUAUGUUCAGAGGCAAGAUGAGCACUAAAGAAGUUGAUGAACAAAUGAUAAAUGUGCAGAACAAGAACUCAUCGUAUUUCGUAGAGUGGAUUCCCAACAAUGUUAAAUCAAGUGUUUGUGACAUCCCACCCACCGGGUUAACAAUGUCAUCAACAUUCAUGGGGAAUUCGACGUCGAUUCAAGAGAUGUUCCGGCGUGUUUCGGAACAAUUCACCGUUAUGUUCCGUAGGAAGGCGUUUUUGCACUGGUAUACAGGGGAAGGAAUGGAUGAAAUGGAGUUUACAGAAGCGGAAAGUAACAUGAAUGAUCUGGUUUCGGAGUAUCAGCAAUAUCAAGAUGCUGUUGCAGAUGACAAUGAUGAAGAUUAUGAAGAUGAGGCAAUGGAAAAUUAAGGUGAUUUUUUUAAAAAAAAUUCAACUUCAAAAAAAAAAAAAAAAAGCCAAUGGUGUUUUUGGGGACUACUUGGUGAUUUGUCAUUUGAUGCUUAAAGAGCCAUGUGUGAUUUGUGUUUUGAAUUUGAUGCAUUUUGUGAAGAAUUAUGAUUGAAAAUAUGUGAUUGAUUGUAUGUAAUUUUGGAUUGUAAAUUUUGCUUAUUUGUGUGUUUAUUUAUAUAAUAACUUCACUUUGGCUUGUUUAUUUGACUAUGAUUAUCUAUGCAUUUGUAAUAAUUUGUUGAUUGAGUCAUAGUUUGAUUGGUACAUAUAUUGUCCUCAAUACAAAAGGAAGUGAGUUUGAGUGCGUUGAAACGCAUUA